AGAAAUUUUGAAAAAGUCAAAUUCUGAAUCUCUCUCUCUCUCUUUGUCCCUCUAUUCUCCCCAUCCCUUCUUCCUCUUUAUAAAGACUUUUGGGUGCCCAUAAUUUGUGAUAGCUCGUUUGGUUCAUAAUUCAUUCUUAGCUUAUUUGACAAAGCAUAUAAUUUUUUUCAUACUUCAUUCAUUCAUUCUCUUUAUCCUAAUCUUGUGUCGGUGUUAUGGCUAAUCAUUCACCAACCAAUGGCAACAAUGACAUAGUUUUGGAUAUCAAUGAUCCCACAAAAAGUUGUAACGACUCCUCAGGAUUUAAAGAUUGUGUCCCUCUUUUGCAGAAGUUGGUAGCAGAGGUGGUGGGAACAUUCUUCUUGAUAUUUGCAGGGUGUGCUGCUGUUGUGGUGAACCUUAACAAUGACAAAGUGGUAACACUUCCUGGAAUUUCAAUUGUUUGGGGUCUCGCUGUUAUGGUUUUGGUUUAUUCUGUUGGUCACAUUUCCGGUGCUCAUUUCAAUCCAGCCGUUACCAUUGCUCAUGCUACAACCAAAAGGUUCCCACUUAAGCAGGUACCAAGUUAUAUAGUAGCUCAAGUUCUUGGAUCUACACUUGCAAGUGGAACACUUAGACUUAUAUUCAAUGGCAAGGAAAACCAUUUUGCUGGAACACUCCCUGCUGGUUCUGAUCUUCAAGCUUUUAUAAUUGAAUUCAUAAUCACUUUUUAUCUUAUGUUUGUCGUUUCUGGAGUUGCCACUGACAAUAGAGCGAUUGGUGAAUUGGCUGGACUUGCGGUUGGAGCUACGGUACUUCUAAACGUGUUGUUUGCCGGGCCAAUCACUGGAGCAUCAAUGAAUCCGGCAAGAAGUUUAGGACCUGCUCUUGUUCACAGAGAGUUUAGAGGACUAUGGAUAUAUUUAGUGUCACCAACUCUUGGUGCAGUGGCCGGUACAUGGGCGUAUACUUUCAUCCGAAUCACAAACAAGCCGAUUCGUGAAAUUAGUAAGAGUGCCUCUUUCCUUAAAGCAGUAGGAAAUGGCGGAGCUAAGUGAUUUAUCAAGAAAUGCGCGAUCGAGGUUUUAUAUAUCUUCGAUUUGAAUUUACGAAGAUCAUUAUGUGUUGCAGUUUUUUUUUUUAACUGUGUCUGUAGUUAAUUUAGAGUGCAAAUAACUAUGUAAUUUACACUACUAGAGAAAUUUGGUACAACUUUUAUUCAAAAUCAAUUUAUCUCACCGGAUGAUAUAAUUCUAAGCGUGUGUUUGGAUGAGGGUUUCAAAUCAAUCAAUAAAUCGGCUUCCCACGCAAUGCAA
Messenger RNA from Trifolium pratense (red clover), 1295 nucleotides. RefSeq names its product aquaporin NIP1-2-like. Lineage: Eukaryota; Viridiplantae; Streptophyta; Magnoliopsida; Fabales; Fabaceae. Gene Ontology annotation, cellular component: membrane. Bases 216 to 1037 code for a protein of 273 amino acids. The transcript has 5 exons. Gene Ontology annotation, biological process: transmembrane transport. The record is from RefSeq and is a predicted model, not a curated record. Gene Ontology annotation, molecular function: channel activity.